Penaeus chinensis is the source of this 1354-nucleotide messenger RNA. RefSeq names its product protein Wnt-8b-like. Gene Ontology annotation, biological process: multicellular organism development; canonical Wnt signaling pathway; neuron differentiation. The coding region runs from base 1 to 1047 and encodes 348 amino acids. Gene Ontology annotation, cellular component: extracellular region. The transcript has 6 exons. Gene Ontology annotation, molecular function: frizzled binding; cytokine activity. NCBI's taxonomy places the organism in Eukaryota, Metazoa, Arthropoda, Malacostraca, Decapoda, Penaeidae. The record is from RefSeq and is a predicted model, not a curated record.
AUGGAGACUGUACUGAAGUAUAGAGUGAUUUCACUUCUGGUUGUGUGUCUUGUGCCAGCUUCUACUUCUUGGACCUGGAAUAGCGUCUUCCUGUCAGGAACUAAGGCAGGGAUGCCCUUAGCGGAGAGCAUCGCGACCGGAGCUCAGACGGGCAUGAGGGAGUGCGAAAGGCAGUUCACGUGGAACCGCUGGAACUGCCCGCCUCAAGCUUUCACGAAGCUGCAUGAAGGAGAACCUGCGACACGGGAGCGGUCCUUCAUGCACGCCAUCACAGCCGCCGGCGUUGUGUUCACCAUCACCAAGAACUGCUCGCGGGGGGAGCUGGAGGGCUGCUCGUGUUCGGGCGGCCAAGACGGGAAGCGGAGGGACUGGAAGUGGGAUGGCUGCUCGGAGAACGUCGAGUUCGGCUCCAGAAUCACCAAGCAGUUCCUGGACGCGCUCGAGACUGGCCAGGACGCGAAGGCGCUCGUAAACCUCCACAACAACCUGGUUGGCAGAACGGCCGUCAAGAGAGCAAUGCGGCGUGUGUGCAAAUGCCACGGAAUGUCGGGGUCUUGUGCCACGCAGACGUGCUGGCUUCAGCUCGAAAACUUCGCCAUCAUCGGCAAUGCCCUAAAGAAGGAGUACCGCCGCGCCACCCGACAGCGUGACACCGAUGCGCUGGAGGCCGCUUCGAACUCAGUGGUGCAGCUGCCUCGAGAAGACGGUGAGGAGAACUCCAUUCCGAAUGUGGACCCCCGGCGCCUUGUCUAUCUGGAUCCUUCGCCUAACUUCUGCCUUGCAAAUAAAACUGCGGGAUGGCUGGGCACGGUGGGGCGCGAGUGCUCAAGGGCUCGUGGUAAGGACGUGGCGAAGGAACAGAGGUCAUCCUGCCGCAAGUUGUGCCGAGAGUGCGGGCUGCAGGUGGCACGGAGGAUCUUCACAGUCAAAUCGUCCUGCAACUGCCGCUUCAAGUGGUGCUGCAGCGUCGAGUGCGAUACCUGCGUCAAGAAGGUCGCGAGGUUUACCUGCGUUAAGCCACUAAUGCAGCGCACAAAUCGUUAUUAAUCUUUAUAUCAUAAUCUAUUAAAGAAACUUUAUUCGAAAAAGAACACAUGAACAUAAAUAUUAUUAGUUGAACGAUUAAUGUCUGGAAUGGUGACAAACUAUUGAUCUGUAAAGAGCAGGUCUCACCUUGAUGUUCCAGCUCGCAGCAGAAGCGACACAAACACGAAAACAAAUCCAGGAACACCAAACUAACCCCCAUACCAAUUGCACACUUCUUUAAUCCUCUUAGAUUCGUCUACUUAUAUUAUGUUCUGUAAUUAUUUUUCUCUCUGUAUAUAAUGUUUAGGAUUAAGAGUGGCCCGUGACA